Alosa alosa (allis shad) is the source of this 2027-nucleotide messenger RNA. RefSeq names its product E2F transcription factor 6 (gene e2f6). Gene Ontology annotation, biological process: regulation of transcription by RNA polymerase II. Bases 124 to 1299 code for a protein of 391 amino acids. The record is from RefSeq and is a predicted model, not a curated record. The transcript is spliced from 8 exons. Gene Ontology annotation, cellular component: RNA polymerase II transcription regulator complex. NCBI's taxonomy places the organism in Eukaryota, Metazoa, Chordata, Actinopteri, Clupeiformes, Clupeidae. Gene Ontology annotation, molecular function: protein dimerization activity; DNA-binding transcription factor activity, RNA polymerase II-specific; RNA polymerase II cis-regulatory region sequence-specific DNA binding.
CCCACAUGAUCUUAUUUUCCUGCGUGUGGUGGCCACCCAGGGUCACGUUGGCUGUAUCAUGAGUUUGAAGUAUUCAAGUAUCCCAUACGCUUUGAAAAGUUUGUAAACAAAUGCGUCGCAAAUAUGGUAAAAUGCGUGGUUCAAGGGUGUCCAAAUAGAAAGGACAAAGGGAAAGACACCGGAACAACCAACAAAAGGUUUUUUAGUUUUCCUCAGGAUCCAGGUAGAGUGAAAGUGUGGCUUGCUGCGUUGAGAGAAACGGACAGGGACCCAUCCGAGUUAAAUGAAAUUUGUGAAGACCAUUUUCUGGCAGACCACAUCACGCCACAGGGGAUAAGCGAAGAUGCUAUUCCACUGCCGCCGUACUUAGACGGACCAUUGGGGGCCAGCGAGUCUUCCGAGGGCGAACAGGAGGAAGGUGGUUUCUCGGUUGCACCGAUUGAUACGGAUGAUGAUGUCGACGACGACGACGGUGAUGAAGAGGUUGAAUAUGAGGAGGAGGAGGAAGAAGAGGGAUUGAUUCAGGAGAACGGAGUGGAGGACGUGCAAAAACCCCAGACCUCUCAAGAAAGCAAUGUCGAAGUCCCAAAGCCACAGACAGAUGCUGAUGCCCCAAAAGAGAGGGAAAUGGGGCGUUGUGAUGUGUCGCUAGGGCGACUGACACACCUUUUCAUGCGUCUGCUGAGCGAGGCCCCCGACGGAGUUCUUGACCUCAAGGAGGCUGCACUCAAACUGGGCACUCGCAAACGCAGGGUCUAUGACAUCACCAACGUGCUCAAUGGAAUCCGCUUGAUCCAGAAGAAGUCCACCAACAAAGUCCAGUGGGUGGGGAGCACUCCCAUCAGCAGCUUCAGUACUGUGUUCCGGACCAGGCUGAAGGAGGAGGUGCAGAGCCUGAGGACCAUGGAGGAGGCGCUGGACAACCUCAUCAAAGACUGUGCCAAGCAACUCUUUGCCCUGACCGAUGAUAAAGAGAACGCACAAGUGGCCUAUGUGACCCAUGAAGACCUAUCCCACAUCCAGGUCUUCCAGGGGCAGACUCUCAUCACCGUCCAAGCUCCAGAGGAGACCAAGCUAGACGUUCCCAUGCCCAGAGUGGAUGGGAUCAACAUGCACCUGAAGGGUACCCGCGGCACCAUCCACGUGAUGACGUGUGAGAUGGAUUUCCCCGGGAUUAUGCUGAAUAAUGCCAACUUGGAGAAGCCAGGCAGAUUCCAAUCUCUGGAGGAGAGCAGGAUACACACAGCGUCACUCAAGACGGACUCUACUUCUCCCCCAGGUCCAGUCCAGAGUGCCUGAGGACUGCAUGUAGGCUGCAGAUGCAAUGCACUGCGCUAACACACCUUAAAGACUGUAGGACCUCACUCAGACCCCCAGCAGUGAAGUGGGAAAGCGGGGUAUAUAGGGGUGACCACGCCUACCGACUUUCAUGAUGCCAGAGAGGAGAGUGAAACACUGAGAGAAGUGCGAAAAUGGUUACGUUACAAAACACCAGCGUGAGGCUGGUUCCCAAAUACGGGAUGGUUUGUUUACAGAAAGUAGUUUCCUAAGUUUUUCUUCCUUUAAAUCAUAAAAAUUAUAUUAAAACCACUGAUGGCAUUCACUGGAGAUUGUAAAGUGUUGAAACCAAAAGCCACCUUAAUAUUCUUGGGAGAUAUCUAUUUUCAUUGAUAGUUAAAAUAGUUUUUUUUGAGAUGUCUGAUACAUCCACAUAAGUGACCACAUAAAAUAAUAUAAUUCUGAACAGAAUUAUGCAGGUAUUAUUUUGUUUUAAAUGACAUUGAGCAUUAAUUAUCUUAACAGUUAAUGGCUCUUAUAUUGAUGUACUGUUGCAGAUUUGCAGUUUGGCAUUUGGAUCUUGAAACUGUAAUGCAUUACUAGUCACCAGUGUUGAAUGGUUGUUUGUGUUCUUCUUUGGCACAUUCCUUUUCAAUGUCUCAUAUUCUUACUCUUUGUCCUUGUCAUGUUUAAUCUUUUUUUCUCUUUCUGAAUAAACACCAAAUAGUACUUGUACUACUUAAUAUUGA